Messenger RNA from Anguilla rostrata (American eel), 5922 nucleotides. RefSeq names its product 1-phosphatidylinositol 4,5-bisphosphate phosphodiesterase delta-3-A-like. Bases 815 to 3163 code for a protein of 782 amino acids. Lineage: Eukaryota; Metazoa; Chordata; Actinopteri; Anguilliformes; Anguillidae. The record is from RefSeq and is a predicted model, not a curated record. Gene Ontology annotation, molecular function: calcium ion binding; phosphatidylinositol-4,5-bisphosphate phospholipase C activity. Gene Ontology annotation, biological process: lipid metabolic process; phosphatidylinositol-mediated signaling; release of sequestered calcium ion into cytosol. The transcript has 15 exons.
UUAGGUCAUCCACGGCGCAUACCUCCUGAUUUAUUUCCAAUACAUUUUUAAUUAUUGCAAAUUAUCCUUGAAAUAUGUGGAUUUUACAGUGUUCUCCUGCACCCUGUCGCCAUUGGCGCCUCCACCUUUUGUGAUUGAGGUUAUUGUGUGGGAAAAUGCGUAAUAUCUUUGAAAUUUCUAAUCGUAAUCGAUUUUUUGGGCAUGGGCAUUGUUUUUCUGUGUUAAACUUGAGACAGCGCAGUGGGUUUAAUUUUUUAUGAAAACCAUUCCGCAAACAUCAAAGAAUGAUCGGAAGAGUCCAACUGGUUCUUUUGUUCAUCAGCGUCUGGGCUAACACCAUACCCAGUUGAAAAAACGGUUCUGAUAGUCUACUAGCUAAAUAGCCUACAAAGCAAAAGGAUCAGAUCAUUGAGUAAAUAGAUCAGUUGGGUGGUCGGUACAGUUGGUCAGUGGCACGAGGUACCGGUUGUUUUUACAGCUUGAAUAUAUUAGCUUUAGCUUGGGCUCAAAACAUUUGGUUUACCAAAAACAUCCCGCAUGAAGAUUUCGCUUUAUAAACGCAGUCGGUGACUCGGUGCAAUUGCCUACUUAUACCCCAGCGUUUGCGUGACAUCAUUGUGAAUGUGGGCAGUCUCGUAUGUCUUUGCUGCUUUUUGAGGGGAAAGUUCUGAGGCACUGUAAGUUUUGGAGACGCAAAACAGCAACGUCGCUUCUCCUGCAGCCUACUUAAAGCGAAACCGCAUCUCCCCGAGAAACCAAGAACAAAACAAGACAAAGAAAAAGUAAAAGAAAAGCAGUAGUUGUUCCUGCUGUCAUGUUGGGCAGAGGCAAGACAGCAAGCCCCGCGCAGAAGAAUAAGGCACAGACGGCAGAAUCAAAGCCACACGACCCCUUGAGGAAUUUAGGUGUGCUGGAAGAUGAGGACGUGCGGGUGAUGCUGCAGGGCUCCAGCAUGGUGAAGGUGCGCUCCCCGCGCUGGCAGAAGAGGCGUGGCCUGCGGCUGCUGGAGGACGGGGUCACCGUCUGGUGCGAGUCCAGCAAGAGCUCCCGCAGGGCCAAGGCCCAGAUGAGCUUCUCGGUGACGGACGUGGAGUGCGUGCGCGAGGGCUGCCAGUCGGAGGCUCUGCGGAAGCUGGCCGGCUCCCUGCCCGAGAGCCAGUGCUUCACCCUGGUGUUCAAGGGCGGCCGGAAGAGCCUGGACCUGCGCUGCCCCACCGAGCAGGAGGCCCAGAGCUGGGUCCGCGGCAUCCGCACCCUGCAGGAGAGGGUCUCCAACAUGUCCCAGAAGGAGAAGCUCGACCACUGGAUCCGCAGCUACCUGAAACGGGCGGACCAGAACCAGGACGGGAAGAUGAGCUACGAGGAGGUGAAGCGCCUGCUCCAGAUGAUCAACAUCAACCUGAACGAGCAGUACGCCCGCACCCUAUUCAAGAAGUGCGACCGCUCAGCCGACGGGCGCCUGGACCACGUGGAGAUCGAGGAGUUCUGCCGGGAGCUGCUUCGCCGGCCGGAGCUGGACAUGGUGUUCCAGCGCCACUCGGGCAACGGCUGCGUCAUGUCCGCCCUGGAGCUGCGCGACUUCCUGCGGGAGCAGGGCGAGGACUCCUCGCUCGUCCACGCUCUGAGCCUCAUCCUCACCUACGAGCUCAACGAGUGGGCCCAGAAGAAUCAGUUCAUGACGCCGAACGGCUUCACCAUGUACAUGCUGUCGCGGGAGAACGACGUGCUGAACCCCGAUCACGCCGACGUGUACCAGGACAUGACCCAGCCCAUGGCUCACUAUUACAUCUCCUCCUCACACAACACCUACCUCACCAAGGACCAGCUGACCAGCACUAGCAGCACGGAGCCCUACAUCAGAGCGCUGAAUCAGGGCUGCCGUUGCGUGGAGCUGGACUGCUGGGAUGGGGACAAGGGAGAGCCGGUUAUCUACCAUGGCCACACCUUCACCUCCAAGGUGCUCUUCAGAGAGGUCAUUGAGACCAUUGCUGUGUACGCCUUCAAGGCCUCCCCAUACCCCCUGAUCCUGUCGCUGGAGAAUCACUGUUCAGUGGAGCAGCAGGAGGUGAUGGCCAGACACCUGUGUACCAUUCUGGGGGACAAACUGCUUACCCAGCCCCUUAAUGGCCAGCCACUGAAGAACCUGCCAUCUCCAGAGGAGCUGAAGUGGAAGAUCUUGGUGAAGGGGAAGAAGGAAAGCGUGCGGACAGGGAAGACGGACUGCUCUUCCAGCUCGAGCUCCAGCUCAGAAGAUGAGGCCGGAGGAGGCAACAAGAACAGAGCCAAGAAGGACCCUGGGAAGGCUGCGUCGUCCAAGCUGAGCCCGGAGCUGUCCGACCUGGUCGUGUACUGCCGCGCCGUGCCGUUCCAAAGCUUCGAACACGCCGCCAAGAAGUCCCCCGCUCAGAUGUCGUCCUUCUCCGAGAGCGAAGCCCUCAGGCUCAUCAAGGAAUCGGGAAAACAGUUCGUCUGCUACAACAGCAGGCAGUUCAGUAGGAUUUAUCCAUCCGGUCAGCGCCUGCAAUCCUCCAAUUACAACCCGCAGGACAUGUGGAAUGGUGGCUGCCAGAUAGUGGCCCUGAAUUUCCAGACCCCGGGCGAGCAGAUGGACCUGAACCAGGGCCGCUUCCUGACCAACGGCGGCUGCGGCUACGUCCUGAAGCCCGGCUUCCUGCGGAGCCCCGACUCCGACUUCAACCCCGAGAACCCAGCCGGCGGCCCCGGACACAUCCCUACCCUGCUCACCCUCCGGGUGAUAUCGGCCCAGCAGCUCCCCAAGCUGGACACAGAGAAGCCCAAAUCCAUUGUGGACCCUCAGGUCACAGUGGAGAUUCAUGGAGUCCCUAUCGAUAACGCUCGUGAAAAAACCCAGCGCAUCGACAACAAUGGCUUCAACCCCCGCUGGGACUGUACCCUGCACUUCCAGCUGCAGGUUCCAGAGCUGGCCCUGGUGCGCUUUGUGGUGGAGGACCACGACUACACCUCUAAGAACGACUUUGUGGGCCAGUUCACCCUGCCCUUCUUCAGCAUGCGUACAGGUUACCGGCAUGUCCACCUGCUGAAAGCCGACGGCUCCAGCCUGUCCCCCGCCACGCUCUUCAUCCACAUCAAGGUGACCCGCAAGAACAGUCCGGUCAAGAUGGCGCCCCCUCCCCGUCACUGACCUGCUCCUGUGCUCCCCUGACCUGCCGACCCUGGUGGUCACAAAGAAGACAGCAGGGUGGCCUGCUUUGUCCACUUCCCCAUUGAGCCCUUUAGAACCAGAUAUGCGGGAGGACCUUCGUUUGCGAGAAGGGAAUGCUACUUCACACAGCGCGAGCCAGAGCUGACCACCUGUGUGCCCAGAAUGCUUUGCCUGUUGACCCAUAGAUUUAUCCAAGUUACUCACACUAAAUCUAUUGGUUUAGCCAGGACUUACUGUGCUGGGAUGUGAACCUGCUAACUGUGUGGUUCCAGGUGUGUUGUAUUUGAGAACUGGACCAAAAGCUGUACACCUAGUUGCCCUGACAAUCAUUUCUCUCAGGCCAAUGGGUCUGAUUUUAAAAAUGCCUAUUUUAACGGCUGUAAUCUUUAACAAAAUAUAGAUCACUAUGUGGUCCGCUCCUCAGACCUUGAACCCUCAGGCAAGCAGCAAUUAUCAACUCUUAUGGAGCCCCCUGAUAAGCAGUAGGAAGUGAUGCAAUCAGGAGAUGGUUGUACCUCCGCAUAGUACAUAUCUGUCCUUCACCCUUAUUGAACCCUCUUACUCCAUGUCUGCGUGGACUGGCUAAACACACAACAGCGGAGACACGUGUGUUCCUGACUAAACAAAGACGAGAACACGUCCAGGACAUUUCAAGACCAGUUUUGGUCAUUUAAAUAGCUUUGUAUGAAGAUACUGACAUAGACAUAGCAGUGUAGUUGUUAGAUAUGUUAGAAAUGUUACAGCAAUAGGUGUUACAGAUCAUAAACAGUUGAAAUAAUUCUGACAAGUCUUAGGUAUAGCCAUUAUCUAUAUCGUUCAUUUUCAAAGUAUUUAAAAGAUGAUAUUGCACUGUAUGUGCAUAUAUGUGUCAUAUGAACUUGAGGUUGUUGGAUUAGACAAUGACUGAGAUUGCUCUGAAUUCUCUCAGCACACCUCUAAAUUCUCUUUCUCAUCACAAAUGUUGCGUAGCAGUGAGAGGCGGUAGGGCGUAACAAGAGUCAUUUCGAAAUACGCCCAUUAGCUUCUGUUGCAGGAACUAGCGAUAGGAAUGCUUGCAGUAUUUUUUCCACAUGCUCACAGGUUUCAAUGUUUAGGAAGAGAAACUUGGAGACUUGGAGCUUAGAAAUUUCUAUUUGCCUUCACCCCAAGAUAAUCUUUCUUAGACAUCUUAAAAAUCCGUCCUUUAUUUUUCCAGUAUUGAUCAUAGUGCCUCUUAGGAAAAAAGUAUGGAUACAGUCUAUGACUUUUUUAUUUUUUUUAAAUGUUUGUAAAUAAUAUAUUAGAGUUCAAAUUUUUACCACAUCAACAUCACACAUUCUAUAGCAUAUUUAUUAACUCAAAUUGUAUUGAAUAACAUUUUUUAAUGUAUGACUUCAUCAUAUGGAUCUGUGUAAAUGUGACCAUUAUUGAAUUACUGCUAAUUAUAAUGCACUAAUCUGAUUCGCUAGCAGAGCCUUUAGUUAGUGUUACAGAGUUAAGGUCAAGAGAUAAGUAUGACUGUAUUCCUCUAAUAUUAUUAUCUAAUUUUCUCCUUAUUUGUGAUUUGAACUUCAGUGUAUUAGCCAAAGCCCUAACUGCCCUGCAUAUGUAAAACAUUCUUACAUAUAUACAUUUACUUAUAUACAUUUGUAACAUUAUGAAAAUGUUGCACUUCUUGAAUAGUUCAGUAUAACUGUUAUAUAUACAGUAACUUACUGAAUAUUCUGUGUCAGCCCAAUAAGGUACCAGGGCAAUGAACAGUGCUGGGAAUAUCCCUUUACUGAGAUGAGUAUUAUUCUGAUGUGUUCCACUGGCCUGAGGUCAGUAAUGCUUUAAAAUUUUAAUUUUAUUUCAUUUUUAUAUCAAAUGUUUUCUACACACAUAUUAACGUUAAGUGUUUGUUAGUGACUCUUUUGCUUUUUGUAGUAGUUAUUAAUGAUUUUUGCAUGCACUAUAUACAAACAGAAGUGACUACAAUAAGCAUUUUGGCUGAGCUGUCAGCCAGACACUUGAGAUCUGAAGUGUUUUAAGAAGAAAAACUGAAAACUGGACUUCCUCAUGUGUGUUUUCAUCUCAAGCUUAUUCACAGCUGCUACUGUCAUGCCCAUGUCUGUGCCAUAUUUGGCUAUUUACGUUCAUAUGUGCCAAUUAUUAUUUUCAUUUCAAUCCUGUUUCUCUUAGUUCAUCCUUGUGUCCUAAUUGUGAUUGAAGCGCUUUCAUAUAUAUCAUCUUUCAUGGUACUUUUAUAAUGUCAUUGAUUCAAGACGAAGCAGCGUUUGCCAUGGAUGCACUGCCGUGCUGUUCAGUCUGUGGAUGUUGUCAUGAGCUUGAGCUGGCCUCGGCAGUAGUUUAAUGGACUGGUCCUUUCUGUUGACCUGCUUUGUAGGCUGUGGAAACCUUAUGGAGCCUGUUCUUUGGGAUUGUCUGGGCCUCGUCCCUGCUUGGAUACCAUUCCAGAUACCCGGCAAUACUGGGCUCAAAAGCACUUUGUUCCACAGGAGUAUGAGAAGGAUAUGACUGUGCUUGAUGUUAGGAAACAUGAUUGCAAGGGAGUCAAAAUGGGUGCAAUAUUUAUUUAGUUUUUUAAUGCUUUUAAUUCCUGAAAUAAUCAAAAUAGAAAAAAGGUUAUCUUUGAAGCUGUAAGUACAUGAACUGUGUUUAUUAUUUAAGGUGUCUUGAAGGAUUGUCAUAACCAAAGCAGACAGACAUGGGGGGAAAGCAUGCUUUAAAUCAAUAAAAAUGUGUUUUAAAUGCAUAAA